AUGUUCUCGGAGUCUCGUGGUAUUCCCCUCUGGAAGCAGCCAUCCUCGUCGGAAGAGUCCUUGAAAAAGCGCGUCUUGGAGUGUCGUGGUCCUCUCGGUGUUCUCAUGAUAGUUGCUAAGAGUGACCUUGAGAGUUAUCCUCAGGUUUGUCAUGAGACUCGUCUUGAUGGCUUUUUAGAGCUAUUCUGA
Molecule: messenger RNA, 189 nt
Organism: Penicillium canescens
Lineage: Eukaryota; Fungi; Ascomycota; Eurotiomycetes; Eurotiales; Aspergillaceae
Exons: 1
Coding region: 1-189 (62 amino acids)
Source: RefSeq, a predicted model, not a curated record